CUCUCCGGGCCCGGCCGCCUCACAGAAAGUUUUUCUCGUCGGAGGGGCCGAGCCGCCGGGAGCCUUUCCGGAGGGAAGCGCCGCGCCGGCCCGGGGAGCGCAUGGUGCCCGGCGCCCCUGCCGCCAGCCAGGAGGACAUCGGGGCGGGGUCGGGCUGAGCCUCGCUGCUGCUUCCGCUGCCCGGCCAGAAAUCGCCGUCCCGGACUGCCGCGGGGGUCCCCGCUCCUCAGCCCGCCAUGUCCCGGCUGCUGCCGCUGCUGAGGAGCCGGACCGCGCGCAGCCUGAGGCCGGGCCCGGCCGCCGCCGCCGCCGCCGCCGCCGCCGCGCCCCGCCCGCCCUCCUGGUGCUGCUGCGGGCGGGGGCUGCUGGCGCUCGCGGCCCCCGGCGGCUCCCGGGCGCUGGGCACCCACCCCAAGAAGGAGCCCAUGGAGGCGCUGAACACGGCGCAGGGCGCGCGCGACUUCAUCUACAGCCUGCACUCCACCGAGAGGAGCUGCCUGCUCAAGGAGCUGCACCGCUUCGAGUCCAUUGCCAUCGCCCAAGAAAAAUUGGAAGCUCCACCACCCACCCCAGGACAGCUGAGAUAUGUAUUCAUCCACAAUGCGAUACCUUUCAUAGGGUUUGGCUUUUUGGAUAAUGCAAUUAUGAUUGUUGCAGGAACCCAUAUUGAGAUGUCUAUUGGAAUUAUUUUGGGAAUUUCAACUAUGGCAGCUGCUGCUUUGGGAAAUCUUGUGUCAGAUUUAGCUGGACUUGGACUUGCAGGCUAUGUUGAAGCUUUGGCUUCCAGAUUAGGUCUGUCAAUUCCUGAUCUUACACCAAAACAAGUGGACAUGUGGCAAACACGUGUUAGUACACAUUUUGGCAAAGCUGUUGGGGUGACUAUUGGCUGCAUUCUAGGAAUGUUUCCUUUGCUUUUCUUUGGAGGAGGUGAAGAAGAUGAAAAACUGGAAACGAAAAAUUAACCCUCUUAGAAUAUUUAUAAAAAGAUGUAAACUGAUGUACCUCAAUUACUAAAUAUGCUGUCACAACAUUUAGGAAUUAAGACAAUAACAGUGUAUAGAUAUGGGAUCAAAUAAUUCAGCAUGUAUUAUGGAAAACACUAACUUAUUGUGGCUUGGUUUUCUUAGGACAUCUUUUUAACAAAAUGUUUAGUAUCCAUUUUGUGUAAAUUGUUGAAAUGCUUUUUCACCAAUUGUAGUCAACAUUUUACCUUUUUCUUUAUAUCAAAAUAUCAUUUAAGUAUCAGCCAUUGAUGUACUGAGUUGGGUUUUGCAUACUUGUUACUUCAUGCGUAUGCAUGCAUGAAAGGAUCUUCUGUUGUCACUAUUCUCUAAUUACAACUCAGCUUUGAAAUUUUUGCCACAUUACUUAAGAUGUUUCAUAUAAGUUAAAGUUUUUUUUUUUUACUCUAUUUGGCAACAUCAAUUUUGUACUAUUUUACACUGAACAUAUACAAUCAUAUAAUUUCAGUCAUUUUAAAAUUCUUAUUCUAUUCAAAAUAGACACACACUUUAUGUAUUUUAAGUAUCUAUUACUCAUUUGAAUUUUCUGACCUCACUGUCUCAAGAGCCAGAGGUUAAUCAGAAGUAAGUAUUAUGUGGUGUCCCUACUACAUAAAACCGUGUAUGUUAGUAAGUGUAUUAUUUUCAUUGAUUUUUUUAAAUCUCCAAUUUCUCAAUUUUGAAUCAUUACAUCAUAGCUUCUGCUCCUGAGGGGAAGAAAAUGAUUAUCUUAGGGUCUUUUAUAAAUGAGGAUUGUGGAGUUAGAGUAAAAUAAGGGGUUUGACCUGACAGUUGGAAAUUAAGAGGCUAAAAAUUUUUUUAGAGAAAAAGAAAAUGGGAACUGUCAAGAAGGUUUAUGAUAUAAGUGGUGAAGUUGAAGUGACAUUUGGAAGGUUAAUGAGAUAUAGAUUCUAUUGUUUAGGAUGGAUUUCUUUUUCCCCAUUCUCAUCUCAGAUGAGGUGAGCGUCGUCUCAUCUGAAUUGACUGAAUCGGAGUACUCCAUACUCAUAAUCCUUAUGUCUCAUCUCGUUUAGUGAGUUUUAUUUAUGGAUAACUUACUCUGAGGUGAAGACUAAAUAUUUUAGAUAUUGCUUUUUUGCUAUGAAUAGUCUAGUAGUCAAAAGCUAUGUAAGGAGAAAUCUUUUUUGUUCUUUUCUUGUGAUGUUUAAAUAAUAUUCUAGGUUGAAAUUAUUUAUUUUCAGCCUUGCAUAUUUGACAUGUAUAGUACAACUAUAUAUGAGUCAUAAAUUUUAAUUUUAUGAGCCCUUAAAAUUUGUUAGCAUGUGGCCUGUUAUAUAUGCUAAAAAAUUACUCUUACUUGUAAGAGUAAACACAUCAUGGAGGAGAAAAACUGAAAAUUACUGUUUGGGCCACUGAAAUUAUUUAUGUUGCUUGAUAGAUGCAAAAGAAGGGAAACUUCUAAGAUGGCUGUAUUUACAGUUACUUAAAAUUUUAUUUGCACAUAUUUACUUUGACCUCUUAUUUUCAGAGGGGCUGUUUUUUCCCACAAUGCAAUUUGUUGUAAAUUAUCCUCUCUACACUUAAAAAUAAUUUAGGGCCAUCCUUUAAUCAUAGAUUUUUGAAGGAAAAGAAGAAAAUAAAUCAUAUAAUAUAAAAAUAAGUAUAUAACAUUCUUAUUAUGUACAAAUAAUACAGCACUCUCAUUUGAUCAAAUUAGGAUUAUGGAACUUGACUUCUUAAACAGAAUUGUGGUUUUUAUCUUCCACAUAGUACCAUGUAUACACCAAAAAGAAUUUUUUAAUUAUUUUAGCUGGUAGGAAUAGAGUGCUUAUUUAAACAGGGUUUGGUUUUUUUUUUGGGGGGGGGGUGGUAAAUGUCUAAGUGCAUUUGUUCCUAACUUGUAUAUUGCCAGUCUUUUUUGUUUUCUAAAAAGUAUUUUAUUGUGGUGCUUAAAUUUUCUUCUUGUUAAUUAAAUCCCAUAUCCAGAAACCUUGCCUGUGAGCUUAGAAAGGGCUUUACACGUUUUCACGUUUUGCUCUUGAAAGUAAUUCAGUCCUACAGAACCCUUCAGUUUAGCUGAAUGUCUGCAGAAUUAUUUAAGGUGUCAAAACAUGGCAUAUAUAACCUUCAGGUUGAAAGAUAUAUAAAUUUGGGGGCAUAAUAAAAAUUUGAAUCAUUCAGAUAUUUAAUUUUUAAGAAAUGGAGCCCUUUUGUCUUUAACAUAAGGUACACAUCUUUUCAAGAUCUUAUCCUAUGUGAGUAUUGGUGCUUUGCACAAAGUGAUUUCUGAAAAGUGGUUCCCUUUAAGAUAAUGACUUCAUAAAAUCAUUGUUUCAUGGCACCUGUCACAAAUAACCUUAUUUAAGAUUAAAACUGGAAUCUUUUUUCUCGUAUUUCUUUAUUGGAGGCACCAUAACUAUAGUUAAAUACAACAUGAGCUAUUUAGUACUGUUCAUUUGAAAUUCAUGUUGUCUGUGUAUUAUGAUUUAUUGACUUGUUGAUGCAUGUAAAUUGGGUGCAUUUUGUUGCCACUGUAUGUUAAAUGGUGACCAAUGUUUUUACAAAGGAAUUGAACAAAAAAAAAAUAUCUUUUAAGAAAUUUGGAA
Messenger RNA from Canis lupus familiaris (dog), 3568 nucleotides. RefSeq names its product transmembrane protein 65 (gene TMEM65). Gene Ontology annotation, cellular component: mitochondrion. Lineage: Eukaryota; Metazoa; Chordata; Mammalia; Carnivora; Canidae. The record is from RefSeq and is a predicted model, not a curated record. The coding region runs from base 237 to 962 and encodes 241 amino acids. Gene Ontology annotation, biological process: regulation of cardiac conduction; cardiac ventricle development. The transcript has 7 exons.